Ectocarpus siliculosus is the source of this 1458-nucleotide messenger RNA. Lineage: Eukaryota; Phaeophyceae; Ectocarpales; Ectocarpaceae. The record is from the annotation of a GenBank genome assembly.
AUGGCGGCCCCUUCUUCGGGACGACAGAGUCGGACUCUUUGUACUUUCUACGAGAAGGGGUCUUGCAGAUACGGAGCCAGCUGCCGCUUCACCCACGGCACCUCAGACAGCCGUGAGCUAAGAGCGGAUGGUGCCGCUGGCGAGACACAAACGCCAAGACAAGCGAGACCGACGGCUUCGACGAGCUCCAAGGAACCGUGCAGGUUCUUCGCGAAAGGCAAAUGCGUCAGGGGCGCCAGCUGCCGUUUCCUUCACUCCGCCACCGGCUCAGACGACUCCUCCCCUGCCGCCGCGGGCGAUGGAGACGAAACGGGCCGCCGCCCUCGCAGCAGCAGCGGCAAGGCCACCCCCAACGGUGGCUGCGCAGAGGGGGACGAGGACAGAGGACGGACUGUGACCACCGCGAAACGCCCGGCUCGUCCUUGCCCUUCGCCCGGCCGUAAGCCCUCCUCCGCCCCCGCCGCUGCGGUUGCUGGAGACUCGCGGGUGAGGCCGGAAGGCGUUUGCGUGAAGCGGGGUUAUGCCGGGUGUUCCUCGUCGAAAAGGAGUGGUGGUAGCAGCGGUGGCGACGAGGUGGCCAGGAGACUGCAGCGGUCGUGGACCGACAUCGUCACCAAGGAUGUCCCGAUGGACGCCGGUGGCGGCACCGCGAGCCCCGCCAGCACCGCCAUCACCGAGAGCGGAAGCAGUAGCGAGGAGAACGACAAUGACGCCGAAGAACCCAUCGCGCCGGCCCGGCGUAAGUUGGCUGCGAACGCGGCCGACAAGAGAGAUAGAAACACCGCUCGAGCAGCCGCCGCCGCCGCCGCCGCGGACACCUCCGCUCCCGCGCCCGGCGCCGCCGCCCCGUUGGACCAGCGUCGGACGCAGCCCGCCGGAGGAAGUGAUAGUGGCGAAAGCGACGGGAAGGGUAAGCAGGCGAAGCAGGCGUGCGUGUUCUUCGCUCGCGGGCGGUGUAGGUACGGGGACCGCUGCAGGUUCUCCCACGAUGCCGUCGAGGAAACGCCGGCAGCAGGAGGGGGGGCGCGGGGAAGCCAUGGCGGCGGCGGCUCUGCGGGGAGGAAGGAAAAGAGGGGCGUGGCGAGCGAGCCAUCAUCCCACGAGAGCGAGGGCUUCGGCGAGGACGAGGUGGCCGCUAGGGAAGCGGCCCUCGACGAGGCGGAGAAGAUUCAGUCUCGAAGCGCGGAGUGCGGCAUCUGCCUCGAAAAGGUGCGAAAGCUUGGGAAGGUGAAGGACAGGGUCUUCGGCAUCCUCGUGAGCUGCAGGCACGUCUACUGCCUCGGCUGCAUUCGGGAGUGGCGAGACAAGAGCGACAACCACGCGUGCCCGGAGUGCGGCCUUACCUCGUCGCUCGUGAUACCGAGCAAGACUCUCGUGACGGACCCCGAUAGAAAAAAACGCCUGGCGUUGGAACUCCGUCAGUCUCCAAGGGGCACGCCUUCCGUCCGCCGUCUCUAA